AUGUCUGUUAAUGCUUGUCCGUCAGAUAUAAAAAAAAUGCCAGUUUCUAUGGUAGAGCCGCAACCCAAAAAAAUGUCAAGUUUGAAAGAAAGAAUUCUAAAAGAAUUUGAUGCUACUGAUAUUGAAGGUAACUCAGAUGUUUCUGAGGAAUUAUUCUUCAGAUUUUUAGAGUUUAAGACUGCAAAAGAGUUUAAAGAGAUAGAAGAAUUAAGAAAAUCCAAUCUAGCUUUAUUAGGAUCGAUAACAAAAUCUUGUAUAAAAAGCGACAAAUUUUCAGAAACUACCAUUAACAAAAUUUUAGAAGCAAUUUGCAAUACGGUACACAAUAAAGAAAGCCCAGGUUUAGGUACUAGUACCGUAUAUAAUACUCCAAGUACAGUUAUUAAGCAUCCAAAUGUUAUCCCAUCGCCACCAAUUAUGGAGACCCACAAGAAGGAAAAGAAAGAAAAGAAGGAAGCUUUUAUAAAAUCAGAUAAACUAAAAGUAAAAAGGUGGGUAGAGCCAGUUGAAGCCAAUUCCCAAACGAAUUCAUCACAGAAAGAUAAUAAUAAUAGUAACAACAACAACAACAGUAAUAAUGAUCCAUCUUUUAAGCGAAGAAUGACGCCAGUAAAUUCCGACUCUACAGCUAAGAAACGAAUAAAGAAGAAAGAAAAGACAAAGAAAAUCAGGCAAAUGUCAGUAAUUAAAAACAAUGAUUAUUCAUAUAGAGAUAUUAUGACGCCAAAGUUAAAACAGGAAGUAACAGAAAAAAACAGAAGUUUAACUCCAAAAGGACCCAUAAUAUUAAAUGAAAGUCAAACCCAGAAAGAGAUUUUUAAUGCUCCAGAGACAAACUCUUUUGGUAUUACUUCUCAGCAUUCAGCUUUCCCAAAACAUAAUGAGUACAAUGUAACAUCGUUCAAACAAAUGAGAAAUCAUAGUUUACAAGGAUUUAACCACUAUAUCCCUUCACAAGUUCACCAAUCUGAAAGGUCAAUGGUACCAAAUCCACUCCCCACAAUUUCAAUUGGUAAUAAUAGUAUUACAAGAAGACCUAUUCCAAUGAAAGAUACAAUGAGAAAGGUAUCGAAUGGCACUAUCGAGUUACCCCCUAAUUCAGAGCAUUCUCAAUUAUCUGUCCAAUUACCCAAAAUUGGGGCAAUGAAUCAUGUAUAUAGUAAUGGAGAACAUAAUAUUCAACAAGAAUCAAAUUUACAACCAUCACCACAAUAUUCCCAUUUCAACACUCUUCCAUUUACCAAUUUUAAAGGAUAUGUGGAGUCGAAGUGGGGAUCUAAUGGUUACAAUAACCCAAACAUGUCUCAACUUCAGAACGUAAAUGAAUCAAAAGAGAGACUACUAAGAUAUACUGACAAUCAAUAA
Messenger RNA from Vanderwaltozyma polyspora DSM 70294, 1365 nucleotides. RefSeq lists its product as uncharacterized. The transcript has a single exon. NCBI's taxonomy places the organism in Eukaryota, Fungi, Ascomycota, Saccharomycetes, Saccharomycetales, Saccharomycetaceae. The record is from RefSeq and is a predicted model, not a curated record. The coding region runs from base 1 to 1365 and encodes 454 amino acids.